CAAGGCAACUUUCCCAAAUUUACCUCCCUAAAAAUCCUCCGCAUCUUAAGGAAUAAGUUCCAUUCGACAAAUACGAGUAACUCAAAGAUCGUUGACAGAGGUUUUUACAGCGAAGUUGCUUCUGCCUGGUAAAUCGAUUUGUGCAUUUAUCAUUGCAGAGAACAGCAAAUUACUUUUCAGUUAUUCACACUAGUUUAGUCUUAGAAGAGGGGAGAUGAGGAAGCAGCUGAGGAUGUCGUGGCAGCGGGUUUGUAGGCUUAUAAUGAUAUCUAGACCAUUUGGGAAGUCGUUGCGAGAUAAGGCAAUAGCAGUUGCAGGAAGAGUCACUGUGAAGAAAGAUGGAGUGUCUUUAAAAGCUUCAUGUCCGGUGUGUUUGGACAUUAUCAGCACACCACUUGAUUCUGAUCUGAAAAUGACGUUGGCUGUACACAUGAGCUUAUGGCACCCGGAUGAUGUUCAGUUGCACUGGGAAAUGAUGCAAAACAAAGGAAGAUCAAUUGUUCACAUGCCUUCUUUCUGCUUUGGUGUUGGGACGGCUGCUGGAAUUGGAGCUCUGAUAGUUUUUCUUGCCAGAAGCCAUGCUCGGGCAUUUGGCAAUAAAAGGUGAAGCUUAUCUCCAUUUCCGACUAGAGAGGGGUUAUGAUGAUCUUUUUCUGUUUUGCUGCUAGUUUUUGCCUCAGUUAUGAAGAAUUAGCCUAGUCUAAAGCUGCUACUUUGCGGAAUUAGGAAAUCAAAUAGAUAGACUUUUCAAUUGAAUGAAUGUUGUUAGUUCAUAUUAUUGUUAUAUGAAGAUCCAUGGGAUGAUAGUAGUUAGAGACGGCAGAGGAGUUUUCCUAUUUCUUGUGAAA
Molecule: messenger RNA, 848 nt
Organism: Nicotiana tabacum (common tobacco)
Lineage: Eukaryota; Viridiplantae; Streptophyta; Magnoliopsida; Solanales; Solanaceae
Source: RefSeq, a predicted model, not a curated record